GUUUGCAAUACCCUACUUGACAUAUGAGGCGCCCUGGAACAAGCUCUGGACUUCAUGAAGAGUGACAGACUGCUUUUACUGGCUGGCUUCAUAUGAUCAAGUUGACACAAGAUAAAAUCUUCAGAGAGGACUGCAUCUGAGUUGAAGAACUGCUUCCACGAGAUCCAACUGUUGAUGCAAGUUAUCAACAAGAAUUCUGGUCUUUAAUCCUGCAGCAGAAAUACAGAGAAGAGUUUUCAGAGAGAAUGGCUGUAUCUCAGGUAAAUGUGUCUCAGGGUCUGUUGACAUUCAGGGAUGUGACUGUGGACUUUUCCCAGGAGGAAUGGGAAUGUCUGGAUUCCUCCUGGAGGGCCCUUUGCAUUGAUGUGAUGAUGGAGAAUUAUAACAAUCUGGUUUUUGUAGAAAAACAUCAAUGUGGUGAACGUGUCAAAGUCUUGAGUGAAGGAUCACAGCAUACUGGCUAUCACCCUGUGAAUAUCCAAGAGAGGUCACAUAAAUGGAAUAAGAUUGGGAAAACGACCUCUAAAACUGUCCAAUGUACACCUUAUAACACAAGUGACCUUACAAGGAACUGCAACAAGUAUGGAUGUCGUAACCAGAGGGAUGCCUCUACUGAUUCUACAGUCCUCAAGAAUGAUGAAAGUGGGAACAAUGGUGAAGAACUGCUCAAGUAUAAAGACUGUAAGAAAUGGUUAAAUGUGUGUUCCAUCAUUAGUCAAAGAAUUCGCACUAGAGAGGAACAACGCAAAAUUACAGACUAUGGUAAAUCAUUUGAUUCUAAACAUAUACCGAUGCUGAAACCAAUCUCUAGUGCAGAGAAAACAUACCAAUGCAAAAAGUGUGGAAAAUGUUUCACGUCGUAUUUGAGUUUCAGCAAACAUGAUAGCUCUCACUCUGGAAAGAAGUCCUAUCAAUGUAAAGAAUGUGGUAAGUACCUUAGCACAUUGUAUCAGGUUGAAAACCAUUAUAAAAUCCAUCGUAGAGAGGGACCUUACAAAUGUAGUGAAUGUGGAAAAUGUUUUAUUCAGAAAAACAAACUUGGGGCACAUCAGAGAAUAUGUAUGAAACAAAAAACUUACAAAUGUAAUGCAUGUGGGAAGUCUUUUACAUGUGCAUAUCAUCUCCAAGUGCAUGAGAGAAUGCACACAGGAGAGAGACUCUACAAGUGCAGCGAGUGUGAGAAAUCCUUUAUGUUUGCUUCUCAUUUUAAAUUACAUCAGAGAAGCCAUACAGGAGAGACACCUUACAAAUGUAGUGAAUGUCAGAAAUCCUUUACACAGGCUUCAAAUCUUAGGAAACAUCAGAUCAUUCAUACAAGGAAGGAACUUUGCAAAUGUAGUGUUUGUGAGAAAUCCUUUACAUGUGUCUCACAUCUUAGACAACAUCAGUUAAUUCACAGAGGAGAGAAAGCUUUCAAAUGCAAUGAUUGUGAUAAAUCCUUUACACAUGCCUGUUUUCUUAAAGUACAUCAGAGAGCUCACACGGGGGAGAGACCUUACAAAUGUAGUGAAUGUGACAAAUCCUUUUCGAACAUAUCUAAUCUUAGAAAUCAUCAGAGAAUUCAUACAGAUCAUCAGCCUUACAAAUGUAGUGAAUGUGACAAAUCCUUUAAAUGUGCCUCUAACUUUGGAGUGCAUCAGAGAAUUCAUAUGGGACACAAACCUUACAAAUGUAGUGAAUGUGACAAAUCCUUCACACAGAGUUCAAAUCUUACACAGCAUCAGAGAAUUCAUGCAGGAGAGAAACCUUACCACUGCAGCGAAUGUGCGAAAGCCUUCACACGUUCUUCUCAUCUUAGAAGACAUCAGAGAAUCCACACAGGAGAGAAACCUUAGAAAUGCAGAGAAUGUGAAAUAUGCUUUACCGAGUGUUUAAAUUUUAUAAAACAUCAGAGAAUACAUAAAGGAGAGAAAAAAUGUUAAUGUAAUGAAUCUGGCUGAGUAUCUGCAUUUCACUUGUAAGAAUACUUGAAAAAAUUCAUACUGGAGAAAAAAGUUUACUUAGUAAAUAAUGAGACAUAUGGCUUAAUCCAAAAGUUUGUUCUCAGAGAUCACUGCACAUCAAAUCCAUACAAGAGAAACUUUAUGACAUCUGAACUUUCUGAAAGACUUCAAGUAGUGUAGAAAUGUUAUUGGCAGUUUAUCCUAAGCAAAAAUUCUGAUAAUGUGACAAUGUAGGAAAUUUUCGUUAAGAUAUUUUACUGUAUCAACCUCAAAUUUACUUAACAAUGAAAAUCAAGAUGCCUUUGAAUGUGCUUUGGUACACUAGUUCCUUGGAUGCUGAAUCAGUACAUCCUGAAUAGAAACUCAUUAAUCAGGAAAGAAGUAUUUCUAAAUCAUUUCAGGAAUAUAGGAACCUGACAGAAAACAGAGACCAGUAAUGAUACUUAUAACUGGCUUUGAAGAACUAACCCAUCAGGAAUGGAUGGAUGCCCUCCACCCUGUAGAUUGCCUGUACAGGCUAUGUGCAGUGUGUUCUGGGUAUCUAGAGUUCUUAGGCUGUAUCUUAUAAUGGGUGGAGCUUCCUAGUGGCCACUGCUUUCUAGUCUGAUUUCCUCCUUUAAGCAGCACAUUUACCAUAAUCCUGAAAGUAACACAUAUAAGCCUUAUAGAUUCAUUAAGAUGGAAUUUAGUGUCAUUAAUUUUUUAUUCUGUUGCCAGUCCCCAUUUGGGGAGAUUAAAUGAAUGUGUGUGUUGCAUCCUCCCAGGAAUGGUCUGUCAUGCAACGUGAGCUGACCUCACUAAUAGUUCUUCAGAAGUUGAAACACAUAAGAAAAUUGGUAUUAGAGAGAAAGUUUUUAAUUAUCUAUCAUGUGUUAAAUAAUUUGUUCACGGUUCCUUGUCAACUCCACACUGGAGAACUCCUAGAAAUGUGCAGCAGUUGUUCAAACCUAAUGAUAAAAGUUUAGACUCAUCUGAAAAUUGAUACUAAACCUCAUCUCUUACCUUUCUUCACAAUGUUGAUUAUGGAAGAAAUACCUACAAGUCAAAUUUUAAAGCUAUAACAUGCAAUCUUGACAACAUUCUAUGUAUAUGUACAUCUAGGAACUAUCCAAGAAUAUGAAAGAAUGUUUGUCAGUACCCAACUCAGUUGUAGAAAUAAAAUCAGCAUAAACAGGACAAAAAUAAUAGAAGACUCACAUACAAAUACUAAGACAGACAGAUCUGUAGACAUAAAAGUCGAUGCAAUACAAUUAAGAAACAAGCAAUAAAUGAAUACAUCACACUUAAGUGAGCAGGAAUUUUUUUCGACUGACACUGAAACCUUUAGGGGAAACUUUUUUUUUUUUUUUUGUAUCACCAAUAUGGGAGUUGUAAACAUCUCAACAAACUUGCAUAGAUAACCUCCAAUAGAAACAUCUUUGAGUUUCUUGAAAGCAGCUGUUAAUUCUAUUUUAAAUUGUAAAUUCUGUUUUGUGGUUUCAGUAGUAACCCUUACUAAAAAAUCUGUAUUUUUUAACUUUAUUUUUUCUUAUUUUGAUUUGUUUCAAUUAAAAUAAAAUUACAUCACUAUCCCGCUCUUGUUUUCCUUUUGGUCCUCAAUCAGAUACUAUUACUUAAGCCUUACACACUCAAGUAGAUGAUAUUUUUCUUUUAUUGUUAAUUUUUAAUGCUGACAUGACUGUGACUUUAUUUUUGUGUACAUGAUUUUAAUCUGACUACUUUGUUCUAUUUGAGAAACAUUAAGAGUGUUUAUCCUCAAGUGUCAGUAAUUUUCUUCUGGCAUUCAGUAGGUAUAAUUCUUUGUGUUGGUGGCAGGAAAAUGUGAAAAAUUUUCUCUUUCCUAUUAAUGUGUCAUUUUAGAUGGCAAUGUUUCAGUCAAAUUCCUCAUAUUUUGACAGUUAUAUUAUCCUUGCCCAACCCCUUUGGUGGAGUUCCUUGACCUAUAGAUGAAGAGCUGUUAUGUAAAUAUUUGUUUUGCCAAUGAGCUUUCAUGCUCUUUUGAUAUCUGAGCUGUGUUCAAUUGUGGUUUUCUUUGAUGUUUCCUUUUUCUGUAAACAGAGGCUCCUUCAGUGAAGGAAUAGCUAUGUCUCUAUGUAUCAUAAGAUAGUUUAGAAAGGAAGUUUUCCACUUUUAGUAAUGUAUCAGGAUAUAAGAUUAACUCAAAAAAAUCAGUAGUCCUCCUGUACACAGAUGAUAAAUGAGCUGAGAAAGAAAUCAGAGAAGAUUCACCCUUCACAAUAGCCACAAAUAGGAUAAAUAGGUUUUGAAGAGAGCAGGUAUACAAGAAACAUACCAUAACAUAAUAAAGGCAAUAUACAGCAAGCCAACAGCCAACAUCAAACUAAAUUGAGAGAAAUUCCCGGUGAUUCCACUGAAAUCAGGAAGAAGUUUGGAGAGAAAUAACUGCACCCAU
This is a messenger RNA of Alexandromys fortis (reed vole), 4356 nucleotides long. Its product is annotated as zinc finger protein OZF-like. The transcript has 5 exons. The record is from RefSeq and is a predicted model, not a curated record. NCBI's taxonomy places the organism in Eukaryota, Metazoa, Chordata, Mammalia, Rodentia, Cricetidae. Gene Ontology annotation, biological process: regulation of DNA-templated transcription. The coding region runs from base 246 to 1835 and encodes 529 amino acids.